This is a messenger RNA of Emiliania huxleyi CCMP1516, 609 nucleotides long. RefSeq lists its product as hypothetical. The record is from RefSeq and is a predicted model, not a curated record. The transcript has 6 exons. NCBI's taxonomy places the organism in Eukaryota, Haptophyta, Isochrysidales, Noelaerhabdaceae. Bases 1 to 609 code for a protein of 202 amino acids.
AUGCUUUUUGCCCUCGCGCUCCAGCCCUCUGCGCUCGUCGUCGGCGGCACGCCGCCAGCCGUCGUGCAAGCCCCUCGUGCCAGCCCGCCAGUCAUGAUGCCCAAGUUUCUGAAGGAUGCGUUUCCGAACCUCGAGAAGCCGGACGAUGCCAUCGCCUCGGUGCAAGAGGCGUGGAGCGACUUUGUCGGCAAGAUCGUCCCGGCCGGCGCCGAGCCUCCUGUGAUCGAGGUCCGCGAGCCGACGGCCGCCAUCUCUGCGGCCGGCAAGGCGAUGCCGCUGCUCGGACCCGUCUUCUCUGUGGAGGCGGACUUGCAGGCCGCGCUGACCAACUUCGGCAGCUACGACCCGGAGGAGGUGCGGGCAGAGAUCGCCUCCACCGUUGCGUCCGCGCCCGUCGUGGUGUACACCUACGGCCUCUCCCCAUUCUCGUCCGAGGUGGUCGCCAUCCUCGAGUCGACAGGCUGCCAGUUCAAGAACGUCGAGUUGGGAGCGGAGUGGUUCGCGCUCGGCGGCAAGGGCUCCGCCACGCGGGUCGAGCUGCGCAAGCUGUAUGGGCAGGGUUCGUUGCCGCACGUCUUCAUCGGCGGCGAGUGGGCGCGGGCGCUGUGA